AUGGGCACCCAGAAAGGCGUGCCACCGACAAAUGGAAAACUCCGACAGAAGUUUCGACUUAGCAGUGCAAGAGAUAAAACGGGGCCGCUGAAGGGUAGCAUCCAUGCGAGGACCGUUACCGUCUCAGACAACCUUCGGCGUGCCAAAGAGACGCCUCGCAUUCUGCACACCCAAGGCAAGGUGGAGCCGACAGCCUUUGAUUGGAACCCGUCAGAGAAUUUCGACGGUGGAGGGGAAUAUGGGAGGGGAGUAUCACGCGAACAUGUUGAUGCUGGAGUCGUUAGAAAGCGUUACGCUGUAUCAGACACGCCAAUGCAUGAAUGGAGGCCGUACAGCCAGGAGUAUCUUAUGGAGAGACUUCGCCUAGAGGGACGUGGAGACGCGGCUGCCCUGCAAGCUUGCCCUACUUGCGGGAUUGAUGAAGCGCCCGAGUACACCUGUGACGAGUGCUUUGAGGGUCUGCUAGAAUGCCGCAGCUGCUUUCUAUCCCGACACCUCCGCAUGCCGCUGCACCGUGCUAAGCGGUGGAGUGGGGCUUACUACGAACGUGUCUCAAUGGCCGACUUGGGCCUGAGUAUACAACUUGGGCACCCUCUUGACCUUGAAUGCGUUAACCCGGAGCCUGGCCAUAAAUCCUUCACUGUGAUCCAUAACAACGGAGUUCAUAUGACCAGAUACAAGUCGUUCUUCCUCAUGGUACGCCAAUUCCGAACCGAGAGAAUGUUCAAACGUGGGGGGAGAGGGAGCAUCGAAGGACUGAUGGCUGAUACGGACAAAGGACAACUUGCUCUGAAGUGUCCAGCCUGUCCAGAGCCAGGCGUCAACUUGCCGGAGGGAUGGCAAGCGGCGAUCUCAGAAAAGAGACACCUCUACAGCCUUCUUGUCUCCCUGGACGCCAAUUUUCGCCUGAAAAAUCGUUUACGCUCCUCCGAUGAAGCCGAUCCUGGCCUUGUUACAGGUCUAGCGUACUUUGUCGAGCCUGCGGCAUAUGCCACACAUCUGAAGAAAUACUCAGAGCAGAAAGACACAAGUAAUUGCAGUGGCUUCAAAACCCUGGCAGCCGCUGAGUCCAAGUUUUCAGCUGGAAUGAGAGCGACGGGCGUCGGGAUGUGUGUUUGCUCUCGACACGAGAUGGUCAGGCCUUUGGGGAUUGGAGACCUACAAAAGGGAGAAAGAUACUGCAAUAUGGACUGGAUUCUACUCAGUGCCAUCAACUCAUUCUCCCUUUUUGUGCUCUACAUAAUAUACGACAUCGCCUGCCAAUACAAGAUCCAUUUCAAGGACCGGAUGGCUGCUUUACCCGAGGCAAUGCGACUCCCGGAAGGCCUGGCACCGUACUUUGCGAUUCCGAAGUGUCACUGUCCGGCGCAUAAACAGGAGUGCCAAACUCCUCACUCGCUCAACCUAAUGCCAGGGGUGGGCCGGACAGAUGGAGAAGGAAUUGAACGUGAUUGGGCAGCGCUCAACCCAGUCGCCAACAGUACCAAAGAGAUGGGUCCCGGGGGUCGUCACGAUACCUUAGAUGACCACAUUGCCCAUCACAAUUGGCGAAAGCUAGCAGGUCUUGGAGAUACUUUGCACCGCAGACUCUGGGUUGCAAUCGCCGAGAGCUCACGACAAACAAUACUAUUUCAGGAAUUCACCUCGUCUAUUGAGGUCCGCGACAAGGGGAUUAUCGAGGGGUGGACCAGAAUGGUGAUGGAUUGGGAAGUUGACAAGACGAAGCCAAACCCGUACGAAGUUGCUAAGCAACACUCAGCGAAGUCGCAGAAGGACGUUCGCUUGGAGUUGAUAGAAGAGGAACGGAAGGUUCUGUCGACACACAAGACAACACCAACAACAUUUCUUACCACGUCAAUGGAUAUAGAAGAUGCUCAGCGGAAGGUUCGCAAUGCUCGCAAUCAGCUAGACAUGACCCCAGCACAAGCGGAAGACCUUCAAAAACGUCGCCUUACCAUUCAGCGUUCCCUCACCCGGAUCCGCACUGCACAGCGUAUUUACAUGCCAAUUCUAGUGGCACUCGAUGACGACUCCGAAGAUGAACCAAGCCAACGUGACAUUGAAGACGAGCCUGUCUGGCUUCCAUCAUUACUCAAUACGGACCAGCGAGCGACAUGUUCCUCAGCACUUGUGGAGAAAGAGGAUCGUCUUCGGGAAGCACAGUGCCAUGACGCCCUCGACAGCAUCCGUUCGCUCCAGCGAGGAAAGGCUCAAUAUAUCAUAUACAAGAAUCGCAAUGUCCGAGGCCAGCGGCCAAGUACCAGAGCCCGUGCAUCACUGGAUCGCCUUGAUGAGAAGAUCCAGCUAAAGGCUGCACAGUACCGAGAUGCGCAUCAAGCCCUUGUUAGGCUCCGGGGUACCGGCGACUGGGAGUCAACACUUCGCCCCCUCUCGGAAGAAGAUCUUCGUCCGCCAGCUGCCUUUGACAUUGACGACCCUGACGACACAUAUGGUCCCGAUGGACGUCGGAAAAGCAAAAAGAAGAUGAAGGAGAUUGAGUUGAGGCUUGGGGAGGGGUAUAAACAUACCUCAUGGGUGUGGGCCGCUGGGGCUGCCCUGCCGGAUGACGAGGAUCUGGAAACCAGCGAUAUUAGUGAUGUGGUUCGAGUUGAGUGGGCCAAGGCACGAGCACGUUCCCAGCGUUGGCAAGAAGAAGUUGCCCUGCUCCAAGAAGAAAUGCGGCGUACUCGUGUAUCGCUGCAGGCACGAGCUGAGUGGUGGUCCCAAACUACGCAACCAGUGCCUGGGUCCGAUUUGGCAACUCUCAAAGGUGCGGAGGCCUAUGCAAAACGCCAGGCAGCCGUGUACGUCGCGCUCAAAGACCAUUUCACAUACCUAUGGGAACAGCCACUACGCAAACGGCUACGGACAAAGCCUAUCGCCGUGAUCACGCUCUCCGGAGCCAUUGAGGGCCACGACGACGAGUGUGAAGAAGAUGAGGAGGACACCCAGCCGGCCUCUAAUGAUGCUACCAAAUUCACCCCAUUCACAGCCAGCAACAACCCACAUCCAAGGGGCGAUUCUACCGGUGAACCAACGCUCCCCCCGCCGCCUGACGAUGCUCCCCCGCCACCACGCAACGAUGAUCCCCUGCUGCCGUGUGACGAUGAUCCAGCCGUUUUGUCCCCUACCAUGUCUGCAGAGGGCUCGAGUACCCCCAUGGACUUGGACUAA
Messenger RNA from Pleurotus ostreatus (oyster mushroom), 3174 nucleotides. RefSeq lists its product as uncharacterized. The transcript is spliced from 11 exons. The coding region runs from base 1 to 3174 and encodes 1057 amino acids. The record is from RefSeq and is a predicted model, not a curated record. Lineage: Eukaryota; Fungi; Basidiomycota; Agaricomycetes; Agaricales; Pleurotaceae.